AUGCCGAAAGACAUUCCCCGCCUGCAAUGGUUUGGUGGCGACACCCGCUCCAGCGUCUGGCUCGGCUUUGCGCAGUUACUGAUGCCGAAGGAGUACGACCGUGUCGAAGCCAUUCGUAGACACAGACGUGAGCUGAAAAUGAAGGCCCGGAUCGGAGCUGAAGCUGCAGCGGCGAAAGCAAUUGCGCCUGGCGAUGCCGGGGAUGAUCAGGCACGCAGUGCUGUGGGUGAGCAGACGAGAGACACCGGCCCAGAACCCUUUCGCUCGUUGACGCAGGAGACACAGCACGCCGAGCGGGAGCUGAACCUGAACUUGAAUCAAACGAAUCCCCAGCAGCGAAUACGGGCGAUGGUCCAGCAGGGCCCUGUCUGUAACAAGGUCUCCAGCCAGCAAAAGCCGUCGACAAAGCUCAAGGUGAGAGACCCACCUCAGUCGCGCAUCGAAUCAGAGGGAACACAGGAGAACCAGGCUGAAACACAUGCGUCGCAGUGA
Exophiala xenobiotica is the source of this 492-nucleotide messenger RNA. RefSeq lists its product as uncharacterized. Bases 1 to 492 code for a protein of 163 amino acids. NCBI's taxonomy places the organism in Eukaryota, Fungi, Ascomycota, Eurotiomycetes, Chaetothyriales, Herpotrichiellaceae. The transcript is spliced from 2 exons. The record is from RefSeq and is a predicted model, not a curated record.